Clonostachys rhizophaga is the source of this 2295-nucleotide messenger RNA. NCBI's taxonomy places the organism in Eukaryota, Fungi, Ascomycota, Sordariomycetes, Hypocreales, Bionectriaceae. The record is from the annotation of a GenBank genome assembly.
AUGCUGGAGAAGACUAAAGACAGGUGGAGGGAUUACCUCGAAGAGCAUUCCAAGGUUGCCAAGGUCGUCGAAUGGCUUCAAGACCUGCUCCCGCCCCUCAAUUACAUCACCAUCCAUUAUGCCUACUUCAUCAUUGUCAUUGUCAUUUCCUCGCUCAUCUUCUGGGGUUCCUCGAGCUCGUUUAACAGUGUCGACUAUGUCGAUUCCUUAUUUCUAGUGACAUCCGCUCUGACGACGACUGGGCUCAACACCACCAACCUCAGCCAGCUCACCACCUGGCAACAAGUCCAGCUAUGGUUCUUGUUUAUGAUUGGGAGUCCGCUUUGGAUAUCGUUCUGGACCGUCAUCAUCAGAAGGUAUGCUUUUGAGAAGAGAUUCGAGGCCAUCGUGCAGCGUGAGCGCGAGAAAAGGAAGAACAUGUCCAUCCUUCGAGCGCCCAAUCUUGGGAGCAUGCUUUCUUUCGGCAAGCACUUCACUAGUGCCUCGCAGAGCAUUAUUCCAGGCCUAGGCUCGAAGAUUCGAUCCAAUGCAGAACCAAGCCCACUUGCUACGGAGCUUGCUAUUGUCGAAGCGCGACCGGUUGACCCCGUCACCACCCCUGCUCCGCCAGAAGUCACCGCUGCUUCGAAUCACGACGAUAGUGGUAGCGAAACCCAAACAGUGACUUCGGAGGGCCCCGGCCAAAAUGAGCUACGUAUCGAUACAGUUAGAGAGAUACCUAGAGACCGCAUCUCCUUUGUGGAGCCUACUUCGCCAAAGGGCGGCGAAGCGCAUACAUCGGCAUAUCAACCUGGAAACCACCUUCCUCAGGCUCGCGACAGACGCCAAUCAGUUGCGACAUCAGUUUCCUCGGAUGAUGGAUUCUUGCAUUGGAAGAAGAUUUUGGGAAGCCACAAUGUUACCAAGAAGGGCCAGUUUUUCGACCUCAGUUCGGAUGAACGCGAACAUUUGGGUGGCUGUGAGUAUCGGGCUCUCAAGAUGCUUUCUAUUGCUGUUCCCCUAUACUCUGCUUUCUGGCAAAUCUCGGGUGCCAUUGCUCUGGGCUGUUGGGUAGGCACUCGACACCCCGACCCUGCUCUAGCUAAUAGCCAAAAUCCGAUUUGGGCAGGCAUCUUCUAUGCUGUGUCCGCCUUCAAUAAUAUCGGAAUGUCUUUGGUGGACGACAGCGUCAUUCCAUACAAGAGCGACUACUUUGUUCAACUCGUCAUUGCGCUACUCGUCUUGGCCGGCAACACGGCGUAUCCCGUCUUCUUUCGAUUUUCACUCUGGAGCACAUUACAGAUCCUUCGCCUCACAACCGGGGAAGACGAUGAAAAUUUUGCUCCUUGGAAAGAGACAUUGGAAUUUAUUCUGAAAUACCCGAGACGAGUGUACACCACCCUGUUUCCAUCUCGGGCGACGUGGUGGUUGGUUCUGGUCCUUUUCGUCACCAACAUUUCCGAUUGGGUGGCAUUUGAGGUGUUGAAUAUUGGCAAUCCCGCGGUCACAGCCCUCUCCCUUGGUGACAAGAUUAUGAAUGGUUUGUUUCAGGGAGUUGUUGUUCGAGCGGCCGGCUUUACUGUGAUUUCCAUCACCGCCCUUUAUAUCGGAGUGCAGGUUCUCUAUUUGGUCAUGAUGUACAUCGCAGCCUAUCCAGUCAUUGUCACCAUGCGAAGCUCAAAUGUUUAUGAAGAGCGCUCUCUCGGCAUCUACGAGGAUGACCCUUCAGUCAUCGAACUAGGAGCACCCACCUCUCUAUUCGCCGACCAGGACGAAGUCCAGAAGCCUAAAUCCCUCCGUCGCCGAAAGACCGCCGCUGUGAUUGGAAAACAGCUCAAGAGAGCCACUACGUCGUUCCAGGGGGUAGGUGCUGCAGCGCCCGCGAAAUCCGACGAGGGUCCCAGCCGGAUUUCCUUCGUAAGGCAACAAAUUCGGGGCCAGCUGGCUCACGAUCUGUGGUGGCUUGUGGCUGCUAUCCUAAUUAUUGUUGUUAUCGAAACCAGACAUUUCCUGGAAGACCCAGUCACAUACAGCGUUUUCAACAUCCUUUUCGAGGCGACGUCGGCCUACGCUUGCGUCGGGCUGUCGCCAGGUCUUCCAACAGCAUCAUAUAGCUUCUCGGGCGGUCUGUACAAGGGCAGCAAGGUGGUCUUGGUGUUCGUCAUGCUGAGAGGAAGACACCGGGGGCUCCCCGUGGCCAUUGAUCGCGCCGUGCGCCUACCAGGAGAGAAGCUGAUCAAGCAGGAAGAGGAGGACUCAAGAAUCCGGCGGACUAAGACGAUGCAGAGGAUGAUGAGCCGCGAGUCACAGGCAUAG